This is a messenger RNA of Oryzias latipes (Japanese medaka), 1242 nucleotides long. It is a transcript of the gene arl1, whose product is annotated as ADP-ribosylation factor-like 1. Lineage: Eukaryota; Metazoa; Chordata; Actinopteri; Beloniformes; Adrianichthyidae. Gene Ontology annotation, molecular function: GTPase activity; GTP binding. The record is from RefSeq and is a predicted model, not a curated record.
AUUUACUAUAUUUUCCUAUCUACUUUUAUAUAUUAGACUUCUAAAUGGUUGAAAUAUAAAAACACUAAGCAUAAUAAUUAUACAUAUAAAUAUUUGCCUAAAAAAGGAGUGUGUGUGUUUGUGGCGAAAGUGGUGUAAGUUUGCAGUUAAUGUAAAUAACUGACGUUGUGGAGCGACACGUCAACCACACGGAAGAACUGCGCAUAUCCAACCAGCCACUGUAUUGGUGCGUCGAGGGCUGCGGUUUAAGCAAAAUGGGUGGAUUCUUCUCCAGUCUCUUCUCUGGCCUCUUCGGCACCAGGGAGAUGCGGAUCUUGAUCCUGGGUUUGGACGGUGCUGGAAAAACCACAAUCCUGUACAGACUGCAGGUUGGAGAGGUUGUCACGACGAUCCCAACCAUCGGCUUCAACGUGGAGACGGUCACGUACAAGAACCUGAAGUUCCAGGUGUGGGACCUGGGGGGUCAGACGAGUAUCAGGCCCUACUGGAGGUGUUACUACUCAAACACGGACGCCGUCAUCUACGUGGUGGACAGCAGCGACCGCGACCGCAUGGGCAUCUCCAAGUCGGAGCUGGUGGCCAUGUUGGAGGAAGAAGAGCUGAAGAAGGCCAUCCUGGUGGUGUUCGCCAACAAACAGGACAUGGACCAGGCCAUGACGCCCACCGAGGUCGCCAACGCGCUCGGCCUCCCCGCCCUCAAAGACAGGAAGUGGCAGAUCUUCAAGACCUCCGCCACCAAGGGGACGGGGCUGGACGAGGCCAUGGAAUGGUUGGUGGAUUCUCUCAAGAGUCGGCAGUAAAAAGAAGGAAAAGCCGGCUGUUCUGUACAUACUCCCGACCUUUGACCCCGUGUGAAGCCUUGCUUUGGCCCCUCCUGCGUCGUUUUCUCUUUGGACCGGGGGAUGGCCUCCUGGGAACGCCUGAACCGACGCCUGCAGAAGCUGCUGACGGGUUUCCUCCCGGAAAUCAAACCCGCGGCCGCAGGACUUGGUGGCAUCAGGAGUCUAAAAAUGUUGUUUCUGUGAGGCGGCGACUUUGCCAAAUUAACUUCAGAGUGAGCACCGGUUUCCUGCAGCUCUCUGGUUGAACAUCUUUGUGUGAGUUUGGGAUUCUUCUCUCUUCUUUCCCGCUCAGGUUUCCGUCAUGCAGCUGCAGCGUGUAGAGGAACACUAACGUUGGAUCUUUGUGUAUUUAUAUCUGCCUGUACAGUCCAAUCAUUUCUCAGUAAAGAAACGUACGACA